Messenger RNA from Cannabis sativa, 835 nucleotides. Its product is annotated as small ribosomal subunit protein bS20c. Lineage: Eukaryota; Viridiplantae; Streptophyta; Magnoliopsida; Rosales; Cannabaceae. The transcript is spliced from 3 exons. The record is from RefSeq and is a predicted model, not a curated record. Gene Ontology annotation, molecular function: small ribosomal subunit rRNA binding; structural constituent of ribosome. Bases 118 to 663 code for a protein of 181 amino acids. Gene Ontology annotation, cellular component: ribosome; small ribosomal subunit. Gene Ontology annotation, biological process: translation.
AAAGAGUAAUUUCAAAUACAAAAGAGACCUUUGUACCAAACCAGUGUGGAUAACAAAACAAUACACAAUAAAAGAUGAUAGAAAGAAAAAGAUAGGAAAGAAAGAGAAAGAAAGCAAAUGGCAACCUCUCUUCACUCUUCAUCUUCAUGCUUAGCCAUGGCCCUUCCUUCCAAGUUCACUUCCCUUUCCCUCAAUCCUUCCAAUUCAACCUCCCUCAGUUUCUCCUCUUCAAUUUCCCACCAUUACUUCUCCAAAGGGUGCUUGUCCAUGAGCUCAAUUCAAUACCCCCCAAUGAUUAUUCGUCGUUCGAUUGUUUGUGAGGCCACUCCAACUAAAAAAGCUGAUUCUGCUGCGAAGAGAGUUCGUCAAUCGGAGAAAAGGAGAGUUUAUAACAAAGCUCGUAAAUCUGAAAUCAGAACUCGAAUGAAGAAGGUUUUGGAAGCUUUAGAAACACUAAAGAAGAAGCCAGAUGCUCAGGCCGAAGAAGUUAUUACGGUCGAGAAGCUCAUCGCAGAUGCAUAUUCCGUCAUUGACAAAGCAGUCAAGGUGGGAACAUUGCACAGAAACACCGGAGCUCGCAGAAAGUCCCGAUUAGCGAGGAGAAAGAAGGCUGUAGAGAUUCACCAUGGUUGGUACACUCCUGCUUCUGAAACAACUGUCUAGAAACAGAAACCAGAUGGGAGAGAUUAUUGUUUAUGUUUAAUUAAUAUACAUUAUGAUCCUUUUUGUGUAUUGUGCACAUAGUUUGCAUCCCCAUCUUCUCUUCUCACUUGGAAUUUAGUUUCUUGUCUUUGAGGCAAAUUUUGGUGAUUUUAAUAUCAGCAAUUUGAAUCUA